Messenger RNA from Acaulospora morrowiae, 208 nucleotides. Lineage: Eukaryota; Fungi; Glomeromycota; Glomeromycetes; Diversisporales; Acaulosporaceae. The record is from the annotation of a GenBank genome assembly.
UAUGAAUGGAAAGUCAAGGGACUCCUCAAAAAUUCACGCUUAACAGUAGAAUAUGUCCAUGACAUAGAGCCAUUAGAGUGCCAGUUGUUAGUGCCAUUUCCUCCUAGUGGUACCUUCAAUGACCUUCAUAAAUUUAACUUUGAAGCGAGAUGGUUUAUUUAUUUCCAAAGUGGUGUGGGUGUGGUGGUGUUUUCAGAGCUCAGACCUU